This is a messenger RNA of Sebastes umbrosus (honeycomb rockfish), 1262 nucleotides long. It is a transcript of the gene srsf3a, whose product is annotated as serine and arginine rich splicing factor 3a. Bases 196 to 678 code for a protein of 160 amino acids. The record is from RefSeq and is a predicted model, not a curated record. Lineage: Eukaryota; Metazoa; Chordata; Actinopteri; Perciformes; Sebastidae. Gene Ontology annotation, molecular function: RNA binding. Gene Ontology annotation, cellular component: nuclear speck. Gene Ontology annotation, biological process: mRNA splicing, via spliceosome. The transcript is spliced from 7 exons.
ACACGGCUCACAGACCGGAUGUGUCGUCACCGUGUAUAUCUCUACGUAGUGCUGUCUGGCUGGUCACAGUGAAGCUAGCAGCUGAGCGGACGGACGGCGUGUUGACUGCUGCUAACGUUACUGUCGAACUGCAAUCCAACAAAAGGUACAUCUGAUUGUAGGAUUCUUAACAAGAAGAUAUUUAAAUCUGGUGAAAUGAGCCAAACUGACCAAUUCCCCCUUGACUGCAAGGUUUAUGUUGGGAAUCUAGGAAACAAUGGAAACAAGACAGAGUUGGAAAGUGCUUUUGGGUACUAUGGUCCUUUAAGAAGUGUUUGGGUUGCCAGGAAUCCCCCAGGCUUUGCUUUUGUAGAGUUUGAAGAUCCUAGAGAUGCAUCCGACGCUGUGAAAGAACUGGAUGGAAGGAACAUGUGUGGCUGUCGAGUGCGCGUGGAGUUGUCCAAUGGGGAAAAGCGCUCAAGGAGCCGCGGCCAUCCUCCAUCCUGGGGGGGGGGUAGACGCCCUCGCGAUGAUUUAAGGCGACGUAGUCCUCCAGUCAGACGCAGGAGGAGGAGCCGCAGCCGCAGCAGGUCUCUUUCAAGAGACAGAGGGAGACAACGGUCUCUCUCCAGAGACAAGAAGUGCCCAAGAUCCAUCUCACGGUCCAGGAGUCGCUCCCGGUCUAACGAGCGAAAAUGAGGACGUCGAGCGAUGGUUCAUCUGCAGGAUCUUGCUACGGUUGGGGGAAAAUACUAAAUUUUUAUAGUCAUGUUUUUCUUUUCUCUAGGGUCGGCCACGUUGCAUAUUGUGUAUUAGCAGUCUGUUGAAUUAACAACAAAGGACUUAAGUCUUUUCCUCCGAAAGCAAAUUCUAUCGUACCCUGCAUGUUGUGAAAUGGAUUACUGGAUUUAGUUUUACAUUACCAUCCUGUUUUUAAACUGUUGAAUUAAAGCUCAUGUGAUGUUUUUAUUUGUUUUUGUUUUGCUCUUUUUUUUAAAUUCUUGGUUGACUCUUAAAUUCCUGGCAGUGGGUUAAUGUGAGAUGCACCACCAGUAGGAGCAUACGUUAGUGAUACCAAUCAGACUGGCAACAAAUGAUGUUAAAUACUGGUGCUGUUAUUUGCAGGCUAUCCUUGAAGCCAAAACAUCUGUAAUUCUGUGUUUUACCUAUCACUUUUUUGCAAAAAAAAAAAAAAAAUGCAUUUACUCUAUUCAACUAUGCUUGACUCUGACAAAUUGUGCUGCAGUUAAACAACUUGUUCAAUAAAUGGUUUUCCAAGGUGA